ACCAACGGCGAGGCCUCGCCGCCUCAUUCCCCGAUCGGUCAGUCGCGCUCUCCGCCCGCCCCGAUGUCCGCCUCCGAUGACCUCGUCCAUCGGAUCGCCGCCUUCUUCCCGCUCCCGCCGCCCGCGCAGAAGCAGCAGCUCUCCGGCGUCGCCGCGGCCGUCCUCAGCGCGGGCGGCCGCCUCGGCCGCGCCGUGGGCGACGUAUUCCGCCGCCUGCGCAUCGACGACGGCCUCGACAUCGCGUACGCGCGCCGGCACCGGAGGGUCGUCCCCGGCAGAGGCGGCGCGACGCCCGAAGGUGAUGGCGCGCGGAGCAAGCAGGACCAGAUCGCUGGCUAUGGCGGCGAUCGUCCGGUGGUAGGCGGCUCCGGGAGGUUCGCGCGGUCGCAGGGGAGCAUGGUCCUGUCGGCGGCGUUCGACAGCAGGACGAACGACGUGGAGAGCUCCGUGGCGGCCCGCGGCGACCUGUGGCGCGCCGAGGCGUCGCACUCCAGCAGCAACAGCAGAGGCGGUGGUGAUGGUGGCGCGGCGCCGCUGUUCCUGGUGCAGCUCGGCCCCGUGCUCUUCCUCCGCGACACGACGCUGCUCUUCCCCGUGCACCUCUCCAAGCGCCACCUCAUCUGGUACGGCUUCGAGCGCAAGAACGGAGUGCACUCGGUGUGCCCGGCGUACUGGACAGCUCGCCGGAGAUGCUUCUUCAUGUCGAUGAUCUGCCUCAACCCAUUUGCCUGCUCGUUCAUGGACAUGCAAUUCCCCAACGGGCAGCUGAGAUACGUGGCCGGCGAUGGGUUCACGGCGCGCGGCUUCCUUCCCCUCGGCGGCGGCGGCAUCGUCCAGGCCCACGGAAAGUUCCCCGGGGAGAAGAGGCUCAGCUUCUCCUACAAGAACGGCAGCGGGGGCAGCGUCACCCCGAGCGUCCAGUGGCCGGACAAGUCCCUCUCUCUGGGGCUAACCCAGGUGCUCUCCUGGAGGAGGUGCGGCCUCAUGCUGCAGCCAGCGCUGCAGCUCAGCGUGUGCCCCACAUUCGGCGGGAGCCGGCCCGGCGUGUCGACGGAGCUGGUCCAUUCGGUCAGCGAGGAGGCCAGCGUCGCCUGCGGCUACUCCCACACCGCCUCCCCCUCAGCCUACGCUUCCGUGUCGCUUGGGAGAUCCAAGCUGAAUGGCGGCGCGACGAGCUCGGGGCUAGUGUUGAGAGUGGACGCACCGCUCCACGGUUUUGGGCGCCCAUGGUUCUCCAUCCAGAUGAACAGUGGGCUCGAGUUCUGAAUCUUUGAUUGUUGCAAAGGUAAAUAUACGAGGCGGCAUUGCGUCUCGACAAAGGCAUGUAUAGUCGAUGCUAGUUUUGUACAUAUGGCUUGACAGAGGACUGGAACAGACUCUUUAUAUACAUGUUACAAACAACUUACAAAUCAUAUGAUUGGCUGAAACUGUGGAAAAGGACCAUGAAAUUUACAUGGUCAGAUA
Triticum urartu is the source of this 1464-nucleotide messenger RNA. RefSeq lists its product as uncharacterized. Lineage: Eukaryota; Viridiplantae; Streptophyta; Magnoliopsida; Poales; Poaceae. The record is from RefSeq and is a predicted model, not a curated record.